Molecule: messenger RNA, 3970 nt
Organism: Paralichthys olivaceus (Japanese flounder)
Lineage: Eukaryota; Metazoa; Chordata; Actinopteri; Pleuronectiformes; Paralichthyidae
Source: RefSeq, a predicted model, not a curated record
AGGAGGCUCAGACAUGGCUGAUGUUCACAUGUUCACAUGUUCAUAUGAUCAUACGUUCAUAUCAGACCAGCAGCUCCUCUCUGCUCUCCCGGGCCCCGCACUGCAGCCGCCGCUCACGCAUGCCGGCGGGGGGGACUCGAACAGAGACAAACACGUGGAGUCCCUCACGUCGCGUCAACACGGAGGUUAUCGACGAUCGAUUGGUCGGGAUCGUGUCCUUCACGGUGCGACGAGGGGAAGUUAAACCCGAUCAUUGUUUUUACACGUUUUAUAACAACGUUGCACAGAAUAACACACACACACACACCCCUGCUUCCUUGUAUGGAGAUACAAAUUGAAGUAAGGUUGUUGCACACACGCACACACACCCCCUCCUCCCCCGUCCCACUGGUGGUGCCCCCCCUUCAAUGAAAUCAACUUUAAAAGACAACACACAGACGAAGCUUGGAUGUGGCAUUUGUCAGAUUUCAGACUCCACCACCGGCACAUCCAUGUUGUUGUUGUUGUCGGACACGGAGGAAGAGGAGGGUGAGGAGGAGGAGGAUGAUGAUGAUGCCGCCGCCUUGUGGAUCCGUGCGCGGAUGAUGUCAUGCCUCCUCGCGCCCCACGUGGGGGCCGUCGCUCUCCGAUAGGCAGACGUGACCGGGCUCCCUCCGCAGUAAUCCGAUUGGACGGAUCGCGCCGCUUUCACGGGCAGCUCGGCCCCUUCCUCGCCUUGUGCCUGUGUGUGGCAACCGGAGUAAAGCUGGACGACCGAGGGGGGGAAACGCGAGAUCGUGGAGAGGACCGUGUUACGCUUUUAAAGAAUCCACCGAGCCCGCUCCAGUCGGAAGACAGGAUUCUGGAGGCGUACUUUCCGAUUUUCUUCCUCCUCUUUUCUGCGGGAUUAAGCAGCGACAGAGAGGCGCACAUUCCUCGGAGGUAGAAAGUAGUUUAUUCGAGCACGACCGCGCCAACGUUCCCCUCCGCCAGUGUGGCCCGGGUGCGCUCCGGAGAGGGAGAGGAUGCUUGUCUGGAUCCAGCUCGCUCACGUUGGAUUAAAUGCAUGAAUUACAGCCGGCUCUGCUGUUUGCCUUCUUCUUCAGGAAUACAAAAAAGUCGGACGGACGAUCAGCGCGCGCGGGAUUUUCUCGACCUCCCCUGCCCCCCACCACCCCCUCUCUCUGAGCACAUCUGAAAACCCAUCUUUCCCCAAAACGACCUGCACACUGGAGACAUAAACAAAGGAGAGGGUUUUUAUUUCCCCCCCACAAGAUGUAUCCACAAGGCCGACAUCCGCCUCCACAUCAGCCCGGUCAGCCUGGCUUCAAAUUCACCGUAGCAGAGUCUUGUGACAGGAUUAAAGAUGAAUUUCAGUUCCUGCAAGCCCAAUAUCACAGUCUCAAGGUGGAGUAUGACAAACUGGCCAAUGAGAAGACGGAGAUGCAACGCCACUAUGUCAUGUAUUAUGAGAUGUCCUACGGGCUCAACAUAGAGAUGCACAAACAGACGGAGAUUGCCAAACGGCUCAACGCAAUUUUAGCUCAAAUUAUGCCUUUCCUGUCUCAAGAGCACCAACAGCAGGUUGCUCAGGCAGUGGAGCGGGCAAAGCAGGUGACUAUGACUGAGCUGAAUGCUAUCAUCGGGGUACGUGGACUUCCCAAUCUGCCUCUCACCCAGCAGCAGCUCCAGGCACAGCACCUCUCCCAUGCGGCUCACGGGCCUCCGGUCCAGCUGCCACCUCACCCCUCAGGCCUGCAGCCGCCCGGCCUCCCGCCUGUGACGGGCGCUGGAUCAGGCCUGCUGGCACUUGGCGCACUGGGCAGCCAAGCCCACCUCCCCGUGAAGGAUGAGAAAAACCAUCACGAUCUGGAGCACAGAGAGAACGCGAAUAACUCAAUAUCCCCAUCAGAAAGCUUACGCACAGCCAGCGAGAAGCACCGCAGCUCCUCUGACUACAGUUUGGACUCGAAGAAACGCAAAGUGGACGAGAAGGACAGCAUGAGCAGAUAUGACAGUGACGGAGAGAAAAGUGAUGACCUGGUGGUAGAUGUGUCUAAUGAGGACCCCACCACUCCGCGGGCAAGCCCGGUGCACUCUCCACCUGAAAAUGGCAUUGACAAGCCCCGCCCUCCAAAGAAGGACACACCCAACAGCCCUGCAUCAGUGGCAUCGUCUGGAAGCACCCCGUCGUCUAAGGCCAAGGAGCUCAGUCAUAAUGACAAAUCCUCCACGCCUGGCCUCAAGUCCAACACUCCCACCCCUCGCAACGAUGCCCCCACCCCAGGCACCAGCUCCACUCCCGGCCUCAGACCCAUCUUGGGCAAACCCCCAGGCAUGGAGGCUCUCGCACCAGCUUUGCGUACCCCUCUGUCCAUCGCAGGCUCUUACCCUACCCCCUUUGCCAUGAUGGGCCAUCAUGAAAUGAAUGGAGGUCUGACUAGUCCUAGUGUAUAUGCUGGUCUGCACAUCUCGCCUCAGAUGAGUGCUGCAGCAGCUGCAGCCUAUGGACGCUCCCCUAUGGGGUUUGAUCCUCACACCCACAUGAGAGCACCAGGCCUUCCAGCCAGCCUCACAUCCAUUUCUGGGGGGAAACCGGCUUACUCCUUCCACGUUAGCGCAGAUGGUCAGAUGCAGCCUGUGCCCUUCCCACCUGAUGCCCUGAUUGGCCCCGGUAUUCCUCGCCACGCCCGUCAGAUCAACACACUGAGCCACGGCGAGGUGGUGUGCGCUGUUACCAUCAGCAACCCUACACGCCACGUCUACACUGGUGGCAAAGGCUGCGUCAAAAUCUGGGACAUUAGCCAGCCCGGCAGCAAAAGUCCUGUGUCCCAACUGGACUGUCUGAACAGGGAUAACUACAUCCGCUCUUGUAAGCUACUGCCUGAUGGUCGCACAUUGAUUGUUGGAGGCGAGGCCAGCACAUUGACCAUCUGGGAUCUGGCCUCUCAGACACCCCGCAUCAAGGCUGAGCUCACCUCCUCAGCCCCGGCCUGCUACGCCUUGGCCAUCAGCCCUGACGCCAAAGUCUGCUUCUCUUGCUGCAGUGAUGGAAACAUCGCCGUUUGGGACUUGCACAACCAGACUCUCGUUAGGCAGUUCCAAGGUCAUACGGAUGGUGCUAGCUGUAUCGACAUAUCCCAUGAUGGCACAAAGCUGUGGACAGGCGGUCUCGACAACACUGUUCGCUCCUGGGAUCUGAGGGAGGGACGACAGCUGCAGCAGCAUGAUUUCACAUCACAGAUCUUCUCCUUGGGCUACUGUCCGACCGGAGAGUGGCUCGCUGUGGGUAUGGAGAGCAGUAACGUGGAGGUGCUUCACCACUCAAAGCCUGACAAAUAUCAGCUCCACCUGCACGAGAGCUGCGUCCUCUCUCUCAAGUUCGCCUACUGUGGUAAAUGGUUUGUAAGCACUGGGAAGGACAAUCUGUUGAAUGCUUGGAGGACUCCUUAUGGCGCCAGCAUAUUCCAGUCCAAGGAAUCCUCAUCUGUCCUGAGCUGUGACAUCUCGACAGACGACAAGUACAUUGUGACAGGCUCUGGUGACAAGAAGGCCACUGUGUAUGAAGUGAUCUACUAGAGCGGACUGCUUUGGAUCAGAGCAUGUUCAUGCUCAGGAACAACAGACUCCAUCUACCUUCCCUCACAAAGACAGCAUGGAUGUUGCCUGCAGCCCCGGGGGGGGGUUGGGCAGGAGGUUUGGCAGUGCCAGACUGAAAUGGACGUCGGUGCCCAUGUGGCCCUGGAUGCCGUGUCCUUCGGCUCUGCCCUUCCUCACUUGUACAGCGAGUGCAGAUCCCCAAGGCACUAAGAAGAAAAUAAUGUCUUGCUGUUUUUCUGUUUGUUGGAUAUUUCUUUUUUUAUUCGUCCUUUUUAAUGUGGAGAUAAAGUUCCAUGACACAACUAGAAGCGGUGCUUCAUUUGGAGCUUAUCCUUGGAGGUCCUGUGAAAAGUGUACAUAAUGGAGUAAUAAAAGGCCUUUUAUAGAUUUA